Messenger RNA from Colossoma macropomum (tambaqui), 2502 nucleotides. RefSeq names its product protocadherin beta-16-like. The record is from RefSeq and is a predicted model, not a curated record. The transcript has a single exon. Bases 70 to 2502 code for a protein of 810 amino acids. NCBI's taxonomy places the organism in Eukaryota, Metazoa, Chordata, Actinopteri, Characiformes, Serrasalmidae. Gene Ontology annotation, cellular component: plasma membrane. Gene Ontology annotation, biological process: homophilic cell-cell adhesion. Gene Ontology annotation, molecular function: calcium ion binding.
GAUUAUUUUUUUUUGUUUUAUUUUUAUUCACGUAGCAGUCAGUGUAGACUAAACUGCACAGUACUCGAUAUGGAUUGUAAAGGAUUCUCGUUGACGGCGCUACUGACGGCUUUUUGUUUCUUUGUGGUGAUGGCGGACACCGUCUAUACUGACCUGAGCUAUUCUUUUCCAGAAGAGAUGAAACGCGGAUCUGUGAUUGGAAAUAUAGCCAAGGAUCUGGGGCUCGAUGUGAACAGAUUAUCAGCUCGUAAGGCUCGCAUUGAUACAGAAGGUAACCGAAAACGUUACUGCGACAUUAAUGUGAAUACUGGAGAACUGACUGUAGCAGAAAGGAUUGACAGAGAGGGGCUUUGUGGAAAGAAGGCGUCAUGCGUUAUAAAACAGCAGUUAGUGCUGGAAAACCCAUUAGAAUUGCAUCACAUCAGCUUACAGGUUCAAGACAUAAAUGAUAACUCACCAAAAUUUGAGGAAGAUGCUAUUAAAAAAGACAUUAGUGAAUCGGCAGACAAAGGAGCCCGCUUUUUAUUAGAGGAGGCUAGUGAUGCGGAUAUUGGCCAGAACUCGGUCCAAUCCUACACUUUACAAAUUAAUGAGCACUUUGUUUUGGCGGUUAACACAAAUUCAGACGGUGGAAAAUACAGUGAGUUAAUCUUAGACAAAGAACUGGAUCGUGAGCGUCAACAGGAGCUAACAUUGAUUCUGACUGCAGUUGAUGGCGGGACUCCACCGAGAUCAGGUACUGUAGCCAUACAUGUCACUGUACUGGAUGCUAAUGAUAAUGCUCCAGUGUUUAGUCAGCCUGUUUAUAAGGUCAGUCUGCCUGAAAAUACUCCGUUAGAAAGUGUAGUGGUUACUGUGAGCGCUACUGAUGCUGAUGAGGAUCAGAAUGGUGAAAUCACCUAUGUAUUAGGCCACAUUUCUGAGGAAGACAAGAGACUAUUUGCUCUUAAUCGUAAAACGGGAGCGAUCACGGUUACUGGCCAAAUAGAUUAUGAGGAUGAAUCAACGUAUGAGUUAAGAGUACUGGCAAGAGACGGGCCUGGUUUAACUUCAUAUUCAAAAGUUAUUAUAGAAAUUAUGGAUGUGAAUGACAACGCUCCAAGUAUUGCUCUCAAAUCUCUGAAUAAUCCAGUUCCUGAGAAUGUCCAGACAGGUACAGAGGUGGGCAUCAUUAACGUGCAGGACAGGGAUUCUGGAAAUAACGGACAGGUUCAUUGUUCACUUCAGCAAAAUGUUCCAUUUAAACUCGUUCCAUCCAUUAAAAAUUAUUAUUCUCUGGUGACAACAGGUGAAUUAGACCGAGAGCUCGUAUCUGAUUAUAACAUUACAAUCACUGCUACUGAUGAAGGCUCUCCACCUUUAUCCUCCUCUAAAACUAUUCAUUUAUCAGUAGCUGAUGUGAAUGACAAUCCACCUGUAUUUGAGGAGCAGAUUUACAGCGCUCAUGUGAAAGAAAAUAACAAACCAGGCUCCUCUGUUUGUACUGUAGCAGCAACAGACCCGGACUGGAGACAGAAUGGUACUGUAGUUUAUUCUCUUCUACCUUCUGAUGUCAGUGGUGCUCCAGUAUCCUCAUUUGUAUCCAUUAAUGGAGACACAGGUGUUAUCCAUGCAGUGAGGUCUUUUGAUUAUGAGCAGUUGAAAAGUUUCAAAGUGCUCGUCUUAGCCAGAGACAACGGUUCUCCUCCACUCAGCAGUAACGUGACUGUGAGCGUCUUCAUAAGUGAUGAGAAUGAUAACUCUCCACAAAUCUUAUACCCCUCUCCGGAAGGAAACUCCUUCAUGACUGAGAUGGUGCCCAAAGCUGCCCAGUCAGGCUCUCUGGUGUCCAAGGUGAUCGCAGUGGAUGCGGACUCUGGUCAAAACGCGUGGCUUUCUUAUCACAUAGUGAAAGCGACUGACCCAGGACUUUUCACUAUUGGUGAACACAGUGGAGAAAUCAGGACGCAGCGGGACAUUUCUGAAUCUGACAGUACAAAGCAGAAUCUCAUUGUUUCAGUCAAAGAUAACGGACAGCCUUCACUUUCUGCAACCUGCGCCGUCUAUUUACUUGUUUCUGAUAACUUGGCUGAGAUUCCUGAACUGAAAGACAUGUCUUAUGAUGAGAGCAGCUCCAAACUGACUUUUUAUUUGAUCAUCGCGCUGGUGUCCGUCUCCACCUUCUUCCUCACCUUCAUCAUCGUCAUCCUGGCCGUGAGGUUUUGUCACAGGAGGAAGCCCAGACUGCUGUUUGAUGGAGCUGUGGCCAUUCCCAGCGCGUAUCUCCCUCCAAAUUACGCAGAGGUGGAUGGAGCGGGAACUCUCCGCAGCACCUACAAUUACGAUGCUUAUCUGACCACAGGAUCACGAACCAGUGAUUUUAAGUUCGUCACUUCUUAUAAUGAAGGAACCCUGCCUGCUGACCUGACUCUGAAGAAGACUCAAACGUCUGUCGAUGAUCUCGAAGGAUUAUGCACUACUAAUGACUCUCAGGUAUGGCCGCUUAUUUUCAUGAGUUGUUGA